GCGUGGCCCGUUGGCCAUGCUCUAACACCCAAACACACGGCGAAAGUGAUCAAAUUCGAGUACAGAGCUUUCCUAGGUCUCCGCUCGCUUGAAGGCAAGCAACCACCGGCUGUUGCAGCCACGGCACCAACCUCUACACCUCCCGGUGACCAUACCCACCCUUCCAACGGCACCUCCACCUACCGCCGGCGAACUCGUCCCCGUCGCUCUCCAAUCUUCCCACCGGAGAUGACGACGACAGAGGGUCUGGUGCCGAUCACGCGGGACUACCUCGCGCGCUACUACGACAAGUACCCGCUGCCCCCGAUCCCCGACGGCGUAACCGCCCUCUCUGCCCGCCUCCGCGCUCUGUCCGCCGAACUCGCCGCCGCUUCUCCCUUCUCCCCCGAGGAGGAGCACUUGAAACAAGAGGCAUCUGGUGUACCUGCCCAUAAAAUAGAUGAGAACAUGUGGAAGAACAGAGAACAGAUGGAAGAGAUUCUGUUUCUGCUUAAUAAAUCUCGUCGUCCAGUUGCUCUUCAACAGAAGUCCACACCAGAAGACGCUGAGAUAGUUUCCACACUUGAUGAUUGUGAAACUAAAUUGAAAGAGAUGUUGAAGAAGUUAGAACAGUUUCAGCUAAAAAAUGCCGAUAAUGUUUUCAAUACAGUUAUGACAUACAUGCCACAAGACUUCCGUGGUACACUGAUCAGGCAACAGCGAGAACGCUCUGAGAGAAAUAAGCAAGCGGAGGUUGAUGCUGUAGUUAGUGCUGGUGGAAGCAUUCAUGAUAGAUACGCAUUGCUAUGGAAGCAGCAAAUGGAUAGGCGGGUGCAAUUAGCGCAGCUUGGUUCUGCAACAGGUGUAUAUAAGACACUUGUUAGGUACUUGGUUGGUGUUCCACAGGUGUUAUUGGAUUUUAUUCGACAAAUAAAUGAUGCUAAUGGACCUAUGGAAGUGCAAAGAGAGCGCUAUGGGCCAGCACUAUACACACUUACAAAACUGGUGCUUGCAGUUCGGUUAUAUCUACAUCUCUCUUUGGCACGAUAUGGACAGAAGAAAAUAGGGAAGGAUGACAUUGCUGUGUUGCAGCAGGCAGUGGUUAUAUACACCGAGGAAUUUGGGAAGUUCACUACAUUCAUCGGUGAGGUUUUUGUGAAUGCCCCAUUCUUCAUAUCUGCUGAGGAUGCAGGUGCUGAUUCGAGGAAAAACGAUGAGUACCGAGAAACCAUUAUUCCAGCGGGAAAGACACAUGAGGUUAUUUUAAGUGUUGAAGCUGUCAACUCAUAUAUUGCAUGGGAUUUCUCAUUGCAACAAGGGGCCCUCAGCACACUGCUGGAUAUUGGCUUUCAUGUGGAGUACAUAAGCCCGUCACGGGAGAAAACGUUGAUUCUUCCCUACCGACGGUAUGAAGCUGACCAAGGUAACUUUUGCACUGUUUUCGCUGGAUCGUACAAGCUUGUAUGGGACAACUCAUAUUCAACAUUCUUCAAAAAGAAACAAGCUCGAGCUGGAACCUGACGCCGAAGAAGUUGUUCAGCGGAAGGCAAGCAAUUAUGCGCGAAACGCCAGAGCACAAUAUUCAUCUUACCAGGAGCUUUGAUCGACCAGAUGGAUUUCCAUAAUUUCUCUUCAUUAGCUCUGUCAGAAGAGCUAGUAAGAAACGAUUUGAGCGCGCCAAAUUAUAAGCAGAUUUCAUUGUUUUCUCCAUACUUAGUAGAUGGCCAACGAGCAAAAUCCUCGGAUGCAUAUUUAUUAAAUAGGUACGUUGAGAAUUGCUGCAGAAUUAAACAUGGUUAGUAGAUGACCAACGAGCAAAAUCUCUGGGACCAAG
Molecule: messenger RNA, 1813 nt
Organism: Triticum dicoccoides
Lineage: Eukaryota; Viridiplantae; Streptophyta; Magnoliopsida; Poales; Poaceae
Exons: 15
Coding region: 229-1500 (423 amino acids)
Source: RefSeq, a predicted model, not a curated record